This is a messenger RNA of Ailuropoda melanoleuca (giant panda), 954 nucleotides long. RefSeq names its product olfactory receptor family 5 subfamily V member 1 (gene OR5V1). NCBI's taxonomy places the organism in Eukaryota, Metazoa, Chordata, Mammalia, Carnivora, Ursidae. Bases 1 to 954 code for a protein of 317 amino acids. The record is from RefSeq and is a predicted model, not a curated record. The transcript has a single exon. Gene Ontology annotation, biological process: G protein-coupled receptor signaling pathway. Gene Ontology annotation, cellular component: membrane. Gene Ontology annotation, molecular function: olfactory receptor activity; G protein-coupled receptor activity.
AUGGAAGGAAAGAAUCAAACAGCUCUAUCUGAAUUCAUCAUCUUGGGAUUCGCCAACCUAAAUGAUUUUCAAGUUCUACUCUUCACAGUAUUCCUUAUGACCUAUAUCUGUACUCUGGGAGGAAAUCUCUUCAUUAUCUUGGUGACCAUGGCUGAUCCCCAUCUACAUACUCCCAUGUACCAUUUUCUGAGGAAUUUGGCCUUUCUUGACAUCUGCUACACCACCACCAACGUCCCCCAGAUGAUGGCGCAUCUCCUGUCAGAGAAGAAGAGCAUUUCCUAUGACGGAUGUGUGGCUCAACUCUUUGCAUUCAUUUUCUUUGUAGGAUCAGAGUGUCUCCUCCUGGCAGCCAUGGCAUAUGACCGUUACAUUGCAAUCUGCAAACCCCUCAGGUACUCAGUGAUUAUGAACAGGGCCCUGUAUGGCCGGUUAGCUGCCUCGUGCUGGACUGGGGGUUUCCUCAACUCAGUGGUGCACACAGCACUGACCUUCCGCCUGCCCUUCUGUGGCAACAACCAGAUUCAGUAUUUCUUCUGUGACAUUCCCCCUUUGCUGCUGUUGUCUUGUGGGGACACUUCGGUCAAUGAGUUGGCAUUGCUCUCCAUUGGGGUCUUCAUUGGGUGGGCUCCUUUCUUGGGCAUCGUCGUUUCCUACCUGUCUAUUAUCUCUACCAUCUUGAGAAUCCGGUCCUCAGAGGGGAGGCAAAAGACCUUUUCGACCUGUGCCUCACACCUGGUCAUUGUCCUUCUCUACUAUGGCAGCGCCAUCUUCACGUACAUGCGGCCCAUCUCAUCUUACUCACUGGAGAAAUACAGACUAAUCUCUGUAUUGUACAGUGUUGUUACCCCCAUGCUAAACCCUGUAAUUUACACACUGAGGAAUAAGGACAUCAAAGGGGCUGUGAAGGCCAUGGGGAGAAGGUGGCAGCCACCAAUUCCCUCUUUUGAUAUGUAA